GGAGAGUGGGAGUUCCUGCAGCUUUCCAUCAGCUCCUCCAAUCUCACCUUCGAAAACGGGAGCUUGGAAAUGCUGAUGUACACGGUCAGCAUGAAGAGGAGACCCCUCCUCCACAUCAUAAAUUUUCUGCUGCCCGUCCUGUUCUUCCUGAUUCUGGAUCUCGCCUCUUUCUUCAUCGCUGACCAUCGAGGAGAGAAGCUGAGCUUCAAAGUCACGGUGCUGCUGGCCAUCUCUGUCCUGCUGCUCAUCCUGAACGAAAUCCUGCCCGCCAUGUCCAACAGGACUCCUCUCAUAGCRACCUACUGCAUUGUCAUUUUUGCUCUGAUGCUGCUCAGCUUGUUGGAGACGAUUCUGGUGACUUAUYUGAUGGAAACAAACGCCAAAGCUGAUUUUAACCUGCAGGAGAGAAACGAGGACGAAAACAAACAUUUCCCAACAGAAAACUGCAACACAGAUGAAAACCAAAGUGGCUGCUCCUKUAUCUGCAGCAUGUCUGACAAGCACCACGAGCUCCUGCCUGUUGAAGAGGUGAACAGCAUCCUGCAGCCAGGAGAAGCUCCUGCUCUGCUGCUGAUCCUCGACGAGUUGAAGAAGUUGCAGAAAACGGUUUAUCUGCAUCUCGGCUGCAGAAAGGAGAGCAUGAAAUCCGUGUGCUGGGCGAAGAGGAUCAACAGAGCUUUCUUCCUUUUCUACAUCGUCACUGUUUUGCUCUUUUUAUCCUUCAUCUUUAUAGAGUGGAACAGUUAGAAAUGUAACGUCAAUUACUCUGUUUUGGAAAAUAGAUCAAGAUUCAGUGUAUUGAUGCAAGAGGUGUGGUGUGCUUUAAACAAACUCUGAUUUUGUUUUGUGUUCUAGCAUAUAAAAAAUUACCGAACAUUUCAGAGCUGAAAGCAAAGGUAGAAAAAUCUGGGCUUGUAAAUGUGUCGCUGUUUAUGAUURGUGUAUAAAAUGUGAACAGUCAGGGGAAUACUUUUGGUUGAAAAUUAUAGAAAUUGUUUGUGUAAGUUGGUGCACCUUAACGGUAAUAUGCUUUAAAGAUAUGUUUGCUUUUCAGUUUUACUGUAAAUGCUUUGAGUUUAGAAAAUUUUCACCAUAAAAUUAAAUAAGUCUGAUGCUUAAAGGAAAGGAAAAUACUUUUGUUGAUGAAAUGUGUGUUUACAUGGACAUAAGUAAUCUGAAUAAACCACCAAUCAGAAUAAAAAUGCAUCAUGUAAAUGCCCCMAUCUGAGUAGUCUGAUCUGAUUCAACUUGAUCAGAAUGAAUUUAUAAUCUGAAUGGGAGGGGUGGUCUGAACUGCAUGCAUAUAAACAUUUAUUCUGAUCAUGUUAAUCUGACAUAAUUCCACCCGGCUAGAUGGUAAUAUGUCAGGGAAGCAAAAUUGGUUGUUUAGCGAUACAACAUUUCAAUCAGAAACUUUGAAAGAACUCAAAAUGAUCGAACACAGUUGAUAGUAAAUGUGAGAGAGUUUGAUAGUAAAUG
Molecule: messenger RNA, 1479 nt
Organism: Austrofundulus limnaeus
Lineage: Eukaryota; Metazoa; Chordata; Actinopteri; Cyprinodontiformes; Rivulidae
Product: 5-hydroxytryptamine receptor 3A
Biological process (GO): monoatomic ion transmembrane transport
Cellular component (GO): membrane
Molecular function (GO): transmembrane signaling receptor activity; extracellular ligand-gated monoatomic ion channel activity
Source: RefSeq, a predicted model, not a curated record